Messenger RNA from Notodromas monacha, 1602 nucleotides. NCBI's taxonomy places the organism in Eukaryota, Metazoa, Arthropoda, Ostracoda, Podocopida, Cyprididae. The record is from the annotation of a GenBank genome assembly.
AUGAAGCAAGAUAUGAUUGGCGAAGCAAGACGUGUACCGCAAAUAAUGUGUUUCCUGAAGUUAAUUGCUGUUUUCGCGGCAUUUGGACACUUGCAUUCAGGAGCAGCACAAAAACCAUCGACGCUCGAAGACAAACAGUUUUACGCAAAGGCGAAAAAGGAGGAGCUGUUGAGGGCCUUCAGCGUGGAGAAGAAUUGCCAAGUGGCGAAAAACGUUAUUCUCUUCGUGGGCGAUGGGAUGGGAUUGCCAAUUAUCACAGCUUCUAGGAUUUUCAAGGGCCAGCAAGCCGGAAAACCCGGGGAAGAAACGUACCUGAACUUUGAAAAAUUCCCUCACUUGGGGCUCAUGAGGACGUAUUGCGUGGACAGACAAGUGCCGGACUCGGGUUGCACCGCAACAGCCCUGCUCACUGGGGUCAACGGGCUCUUCAUGACAGUUGGGCUGGAUGCCCAUGGCAAGUUGCAGGACUGUGUGAGAACCAUGAGGAACAACCAGCACUUCCCCACUUCCAUCAUGACACAUGCUCAGCGGGCUGGGAAAAGAACCGGAAUUGUGACGACAACAAGAGUCACACAUGCGACAACAGCAGCUGCAUUUGCACACACGCCCUCGAGGCAAUGGGAGUCGGAUACGCAUAUUCCAGAGCCAGCUGCCGCCAAGUGCAGUGACAUCUCGCGACAGCUCAUCGAAACCGAGCCCGGACGCAAUUUCAACGUAGUUCUCGGCGGCGGUUCGCAUAAUUUCCUGCCGAUUGCCUCGGGGGGAUCCAGGAAUGACAGUAGGAAUUUGAUAAAUGAAUGGCAGCAGAAUUCUGCACAACUCGGAAGGAAAUCCCGAUUCGUCACCAGCAGGAAUGAUUUGCUGGACGCUGCUCGGAAUCGAUCAACGGAGUUCCUUUUAGGGCUUUUUCAUAAUUCGCACAUGGAAUUCGUCGGAGACAAAGAUGCAAAGAAAUCCGAAGAGCCGAGUUUGGGCGAGAUGACAGAAGCAGCGAUCCAGAUUUUGGACAACAAGAACGGAUUUGUCCUUCUAGUAGAAGGGGGAAGAAUCGAUCACGCUUUGCACAACAAUAACGCAAAACGCGCCAUUUUGGAAUUAUUGGCAUUUGAAGAAGCAAUUGAUCGGGCUUUGAAAUUGACAAAAACUCAAGAAACAUUGAUCAUCGUGGCUUCUGAUCAUUCGCACGUGAUGAGCGUGAAUGGAUAUCCAAAACGUGGCAAUCCGAUUUUAGGGAUUGCGGGCAUUCAGCCCCACUACAAGUUGCCAUACACGACCCUCAUGUUUGCCAAUGGGGUGGGCUACAAUUACGCCCUCAAUUCAACACAUGUUUCUUGGAGGAAUGUGACUGGAGUGAAGACGCAUGACAUUGACUUCAGACAACAAGCAGCCACAUUCCAGCCAGAAGGAGGAGAGACACAUGGGGGAGAAGAUGUGCCAGCUUAUGCAAUAGGACCAUGGGCUCAUCUAGUGAAUGGAGUGCAUGACCUGGCUUACAUAGGACAUGUGACCCAAUUUGCAGCGUGUCUAGGAGACUAUUCAAACACCUGCACAGGAAAUCUUCUUGAUUUCUCUACCAGAAGUCGACGACUGAAAAAGUGCUGA